Perca fluviatilis (European perch) is the source of this 2504-nucleotide messenger RNA. RefSeq names its product protocadherin alpha-3-like. Gene Ontology annotation, molecular function: calcium ion binding. The record is from RefSeq and is a predicted model, not a curated record. NCBI's taxonomy places the organism in Eukaryota, Metazoa, Chordata, Actinopteri, Perciformes, Percidae. The coding region runs from base 75 to 2489 and encodes 804 amino acids. The transcript has a single exon. Gene Ontology annotation, biological process: homophilic cell-cell adhesion. Gene Ontology annotation, cellular component: plasma membrane.
UGUCUUAUGGAUAUUUUCCCGUUUUUGUGGCUGAAUGACGUUUGCUUGCCUGAAUUUCUAAUUUAAACAAAAGGAUGAUUCGUCAACAGCAUAGAGAGGCAGAAUGGAUGGUGUGCGCCAUUCUUCUUUGUUUAUCUGACUGGUCUGCAGCUCAGAUUUCCUACUCUGUUUCCGAGGAGGUGGACAAAGGCACAGUGGUGGGGAACCUCGCAAAGGAUUUAAACAUUCAUACACAACAAUUGGAGGAACGGGGAUUUCGAAUUGUAUCGGGAUACAGUAAGAACUAUUUCGAGGCUAAUUUGAGAACAGGAGCUUUGGUUGUUAACGACAGGAUAGAUCGUGAAGAGCUUUGUCCGAAUCUACCUAAGUGUACCUUAAAUAUAGAGGGACUAUUGAGCCAUCCUAUGAAUAUGUAUCGCAUUGAGGUCAGUAUUGUGGACAUCAAUGAUAAUGCACCAUCAUUCCUCGAGCAAACCCAUGUGUUUAAUAUCUCCGAGUCUUCUUCGACGGGAGAGAGGUAUCCGCUCCCAAUAGCUCAGGAUGCAGACACCGGCAGUAAUUCAGUGAAAACCUACAAGUUAAAUCCGAACGAGCAUUUCUCUAUAGAUGUGAGUAGUGGAGGAGAGAGUGCGUCCGCUGAGUUAGUGCUGCAGAAAGCUUUAGACCGAGAGAAACAACACACUUUUAAAGUAACAUUAACCGCUGUAGACGGAGGGAAACCUGCAAGGUCUGGCACUAUGCACAUUUUUGUGAAUGUGAUAGAUGUUAAUGACAACACGCCUUCGUUUAGCAAGCCGCUUUAUAAGGUAAGAGUCAGCGAAAAUUCCCCCAUAGGUACAACAAUAUUGAAACUAAAUGCAACUGAUUUAGAUGAAGGGUCAAAUUCAGACAUCCGAUUUCAUUUAAUGAGAAGAGGAAAUGUGGACUCUCCUGAAAAAUUCAUUGUUAGUCCUGAAAGUGGUGAAAUCACUGUGAAGGCUAAAUUGGAUUAUGAAGAAAGCAAUGCAUAUGAAUUACGAGUACAAGCAACAGACCAGGGCGCUUCCCCUCGCAGUGGUUAUUCUAAAGUGCUGGUGGAGGUUGUCGAUGUCAAUGACAAUGCACCAGAAAUCUCUAUAACUUCACUAAUGAGUCCAGUAAAGGAAAGUGCUGAAAUUGGAACAGUUGUUGCAUUGGUGACUGUGACUGAUAAAGAUGGAGGGCAAAAUGGCCUUACCACUUGUCAAAUUAAAGACUCAGUCCCUUUUACAUUAACGUCAAAUUACAAAAACUAUUAUUCUCUGAUAGUUGACGGUCUCCUUGACAGAGAGAUUGUGUCACAGUACAAUGUAACCAUCACUGCCACCGACGAAGGUAGUCCACCUCUUUCUAGCACAGCUGUAAUUACUGUGCAAGUUUCAGAUAUUAAUGACAACGCGCCUCGUUUCCCAGAAGGCAAUAUAAAUAUUUACAUUAAGGAGAAUAGUAAAGUGGGAGAUAUUAUUACAACAACAAGUGCACAGGAUGCAGACACAAAUGAAAAUGCUAAAGUGACUUAUUCAUUAAUGGAUACUUAUCCGAAAGGUUUUCCAAUUUCAUCAGUUGUAAACAUCAACUCAGAGACUGGAGAUAUAGUCAGCCUGCAGUCUUUUAACUACGAGGAGUUAAAAACGUUUCAGUUUAAAGUUCAGGCCACAGACUCUGGUGUUCCUCCGCUCAGCAGCAACGUGACUGUGAACGUUUUAAUCCUGGAUGAAAAUGACAAUAAUCCAACAAUUCUGGCGCCCUACUCUGAGCACGGCUCCGUUAACAGUGAGAGCAUCCCCUAUUCUGCUGAAGCGGGAUACUUUGUGGCAAAGAUCAGGGCUGUAGACGCAGACUCUGGAUACAAUGCGCUGCUUUCUUAUCACCUGUCUGAGCCCAAAGGAAACAACCUCUUCCGGAUCGGAACCAGCACCGGAGAAAUCAGGACUAAGAGGAGAAUGAGUGACAAUGACCUGAAAACUCACCCCUUGGUGGUGUUGGUUUCUGAUAACGGAGAACCCUCCCUGUCAGCUACUGUGUCUAUUGAUGUGGUGGUGGUUGAAAGCACAGCUGACAUCCAGACUCAGUUCAGACACGUGCCCAUAAAGGAGGAGAGCUUCUCUGAUUUAAACCUGUAUCUGCUGAUCGCCAUCGUGUCGGUGUCAGUGAUCUUUCUGCUGAGUCUCAUCAGUUUAAUAGCUGUCAGAUGCCACAGGACAGACGGCAGUUUCAGCAGGUACAGCGCCCCAAUGAUCACCACCCACCCUGACGGGAGCUGGUCUUACUCUAAAUCUACUCAGCAGUAUGACGUGUGUUUCAGCUCAGACACGCUGAAGAGUGACGUAGUGGUUUUCCCCGCACCGUUUCCGCCUGUAGAUACUGAGCUGAUCAGUAUAAACGGAGGAGACACUUUUACCAGAACUCAGACUUUACCCAGCACAGACAAGGUAUGGUUCUUCACUGAAGCGCUUUCAGUUUGCAAUUGACAUGAUUUACAUAUU